AUGUAUGGAUGGUGGGCUAAGACCCCAGGAGAGUUGCCCAUGAACAUCCACCCUAAACCCAUGAACACCCGCCCUAAACCCAUAAACACCCGCCCUAAACCCAUAAACACCCACCCUAAACCCAUGAACACCCGCCCUAAACCCAUAAACACCCACCCUAAGCACAUGAACACCCACCCUAAACCCAUGAACACCUGCCCUAAACCCAUGAACACCCACCCUAAACCCAUGAACACCUGCCCUAAACCCAUGAACACCCGCUCUAAACCCAUGAACACCCGCCCUAAACCCAUGAACACCCACCCUAAACCCAUAAACACCCACCCUAAGCCCAUGAACACCUGCCCUAAACCCAUGAACACCCACCCUAAACCCAUGAACACCCGCCCUAAACCCAUGAACACCCGCCCUAAACCCAUAAACACCCGCUCUAAACCCAUGAACACCCGCUCUAAACCCAUGAACACCCGUCCUACACCCAUGAACACCUGUCCUACACCCAUGAACACCCACCUUAAACCCAUGAACACCCGCUCUAAACCCAUGAACACCCGCUCUAAACCCAUGAACACCCGUCCUACACCCAUGAACACCCGCCCUAAACCCAUGAACACCUGCCCUAAACCCGUGAACACCCGCCCUAAACCCAUGAACACCCGCCCUAAACCCAUGAACACCCGCCCUAAACCCAUAAACACCCGCUCUAAACCCAUGAACACCCGCUCUAAACCCAUGAACACCCGUCCUACACCCAUGAACACCUGUCCUACACCCAUGAACACCCACCUUAAACCCAUGAACACCCGCUCUAAACCCAUGAACACCCGCUCUAAACCCAUGAACACCCGUCCUACACCCAUGAACACCUGCCCUAAACCCAUAAACACCCGCCCUAAACCCAUGAACACCUGCCCUAAACCCAUGAACACCCACAUGUCAAUGCGAUUUCAUUUCUGA
This is a messenger RNA of Electrophorus electricus (electric eel), 957 nucleotides long. NCBI's taxonomy places the organism in Eukaryota, Metazoa, Chordata, Actinopteri, Gymnotiformes, Gymnotidae. The record is from RefSeq and is a predicted model, not a curated record.